AAACAUGGCUGAUCUGUGAUGAAUCAGGACCAGCGGACAAACAAAUCACGCAGGUACUGAUCAGAGCAUCAAGAAGAGGAUGGUCCAGUACGAGGAGGAGAUCAACCGGAAACCCGACAGAAACUCACACAUCAUAGACCUCCCACAACAAAAUGACUGUGAGGAGGAUGGUCUGGAUGAGCAGCAGGAGAGGAACUCCAGUCUGGACCAGGAGGACCCAGAGCCUCCACAGAUUAAAGAGGAACAGGAGGAAUUCUGCAGCAGUCAGGAGGGAGAGCAGCUUGGACUGAAACAGGAGAAUGAUACCUUCAUGGUGAUGUCUGCUUAUGAGGAAAGUGAAGAAAGCCAGCAUGUGGACUCAGGAUCAACUAGAGAUGCAGAGCUGAAGAACAGGAGACGUUACAGAAAGAGAAGUUGCAAUAAGAGAGUAGACAACACUGCUGUGUCAAUGAGUCAGAGUCAAACUGGCACAAGGAAAAAAUCUUUUCAAUGUGACGUCUGUGGAAAAACUUUUCGCAAAAAAUAUAACUUUACUAAACACCAGAGAGUUCACACAGACCUCCAACAUGAGGAAGAGGAGGGUCUGGAUGAGCAGCAGGUCUUUAACCAGGAGAAGAACUCCAGUCUGGACCAGGAGGACCCAGAGCCUCCACAGAUUAAAGAGGAACAGGAGGAGCUCUGCAGCAGUCAGGAGGGAGAGCAGCUUGGACUGAAGCAGGAGGCUGAAGGCAUUAUCGUCUGGACUGGGGAAGAGCGGCUCAGACUGCUAAAGACCAUCUGGAAACCUGUGAUAAAGUUGCAAAGAAUAGACCUCCACCAGCAGCAUGUCUUUAAGGACGAGGAGGUUCUCACAGCCCAGCAGGUCUUUAAUCAGGAGAGGAACUUCAGUCUGGGCCGGGAGGACCCAGAGCCUCCACAGAUUAAAGAGGAACAGGAGGAACUCUGCAGCCGGCAGGAGGGAGAGCAGCUUGGACUGAAGCAGGAGGCUUAUACUUCCUUCAUGGUGACUCCUACUUAUGAGGAAAGUGACCACAGUAAACCAGAACCAAACAGUAAGCAGCUCCUUUUUCACAGCUCACCUGAAGAAGAGAGCCGAGAUCAGGAAGAAAGCCAGCAUGUGGACUCAAUAUCUACUAAAAAUGCAGAGCUAAAGGAGAGGAGACAUUACAGAAAGAGAAGUUACAAUAAGAGAGUAGACAACACUGCUGUGUCAGGAAGUCAAAGUAAAACUGACAUAAUGAAAAAGUCUUUUAAGUGUGACACCUGUGGAAAAACUUUUCGCAAAAAAAACCACCUGACAACACAUCUGCGAAUUCACACAGGGGAGAAACCAUAUUCUUGCAGCACGUGUGGGAAGAGUUUCAGUCUGAACUCAACAUUGAAAACCCACACAAGACUUCACACUGGUGAGAGGCCAUAUGCUUGUAUCACCUGUGGGAAAAGAUUCAUUCACAAAUCAGAUUUGGAACGUCAUGUAAGAACACACACAGGUGAGAAGCCGUAUUCAUGUGGCACUUGUGGGAGAGAAUUCAGGCUGAACUCAACAUUGAAAACUCAUAUAAGAGUACACACCGGUGAGAAGCCGUAUUCCUGUAGUACUUGUGGAAAACAGUUUACUGAGAAAUCAUCAUUGAGAACACAUAUAAGAAUUCACACAGGUGAGAAGCCACGUUGUUGUAGUAUCUGUGGAAAAAGAUUUUCUGACAUCUCGGGAGUGAUAAAACACAUGAGAUUUCACACAGGCGAGAAACCGUAUCCUUGUAGCACAUGUGGGAAAAGAUUCAGUCAGAAAUCGGACAUGGCCCGUCAUGUACGAAUUCACACAGGUGACAAACCGCAUGGUUGCAACAUUUGUGGGAAAAUAUUCAUUCAGAGGACCAGCUUAAAGAAGCAUAUGAGAAUUCACACACGUUAAACUUUCAGACUUUCAAAAUGUGGGACAGCUGUGUGUGAGCUCACGCUGAGCAGUAAUUAAUCACUGCAAUGCUUGAAUGAAAAGAUGAUCCAUUUUAAAGUCAGUAUUUUCUGUGCAGAAUAGUGAAGAAGUCUCACCAUUGUUUAUUAGGCCUUUUUCCCUCAUUCCUAUAAUUGUAUCAUGCAAACUCUGGUCUUACAUUUCAUGAAGGUUAACAUUCUGCAUGCUCGUGGCCUGUUGGUUCAUUGUUUAGUUAUUUUAUUUAUUAUGUGUUCUUAAAGUAUUAUUGCAGAGUCUACCUUGCAGUAUAAAGCGCCUUGAGGUGACUGUUGUUGUGAUUUGGUGCUCUAUAAAUCAAAAUCGAAUUGAAUUAUGGUUCAAAUAAAGAUUUUAUUCAAAAUUUUUUGAGUGUUUUUUUUCUCUGAGGUGUAAUGUCUAAUAUAAUCUGUAUGUAAGCAGCAUGACAGAGGGUUCUGCUUUAUUUGUCUUUUUGUCAUGACACACCUGUGGAGGAAUGGAGAUGCUUAGGUGAGAAAGCAGUGGACUUUUUGACAGUGUUGGGGAGUAACGGAAUACAU
Messenger RNA from Oreochromis aureus, 2493 nucleotides. Its product is annotated as zinc finger protein 3-like. The record is from RefSeq and is a predicted model, not a curated record. NCBI's taxonomy places the organism in Eukaryota, Metazoa, Chordata, Actinopteri, Cichliformes, Cichlidae. Gene Ontology annotation, biological process: regulation of transcription by RNA polymerase II. The transcript is spliced from 4 exons. Gene Ontology annotation, cellular component: nucleus. Gene Ontology annotation, molecular function: RNA polymerase II cis-regulatory region sequence-specific DNA binding; DNA-binding transcription factor activity, RNA polymerase II-specific. The coding region runs from base 80 to 1915 and encodes 611 amino acids.